GUUAUGCCUGAGCCAGCUAAAUCAGCUCCUGCUCCGAAGAAGGGCUCUAAGAAGGCGGUAACUAAGGCGCAGAAGAAGGAUGGUAAGAAACGCAAGCGCAGCCGCAAGGAAAGCUAUUCUGUUUACGUGUACAAGGUACUGAAGCAGGUCCACCCUGAUACUGGCAUCUCAUCUAAGGCUAUGGGUAUAAUGAAUUCUUUCGUCAACGACAUCUUUGAACGCAUUGCUGGUGAGGCUUCUCGCUUGGCGCAUUACAACAAGCGCUCAACCAUUACGUCCCGAGAGAUCCAAACGGCUGUGCGCCUGCUGUUGCCUGGAGAGCUUGCCAAACAUGCUGUGUCGGAGGGUACCAAGGCCGUAACCAAGUAUACCAGCUCCAAAUGA
Molecule: messenger RNA, 384 nt
Organism: Chrysochloris asiatica (Cape golden mole)
Lineage: Eukaryota; Metazoa; Chordata; Mammalia; Afrosoricida; Chrysochloridae
Product: histone H2B type 1-like
Exons: 1
Coding region: 4-384 (126 amino acids)
Cellular component (GO): nucleosome
Molecular function (GO): DNA binding; structural constituent of chromatin; protein heterodimerization activity
Source: RefSeq, a predicted model, not a curated record